Mugil cephalus (flathead mullet) is the source of this 4903-nucleotide messenger RNA. RefSeq names its product protein tyrosine phosphatase receptor type C (gene ptprc). The coding region runs from base 323 to 4417 and encodes 1364 amino acids. Gene Ontology annotation, biological process: positive regulation of peptidyl-tyrosine phosphorylation; protein dephosphorylation; negative regulation of protein kinase activity. NCBI's taxonomy places the organism in Eukaryota, Metazoa, Chordata, Actinopteri, Mugiliformes, Mugilidae. The transcript is spliced from 31 exons. Gene Ontology annotation, molecular function: protein binding; protein tyrosine phosphatase activity. The record is from RefSeq and is a predicted model, not a curated record.
GCGUAGCUGCAGUGAAGCUUCCUGUCACCAAACGUUAAGGUGAAGGCAGACUUUUAUUGGUGUGACAUCACUCCCACUUGCUUGACUUGAAACCAGAGGCGAGGUUUAGGGUUUGGGGAACAAGUCCAGGGAGCUGCAUCAACUGAUAAGACAGGAAAUGUGUGUAGUUUAAAAUAAGGCAACGGUUCGAACUCGGUUCUUUAGCUUAGUCUAGGUUUUAGUUUAGGUCUGGAAUUACAGCUUCAGUUUGGCAAGUUGACAUCGGUCACUCGCUAGGGCUCGACUGUGCGGUGUGUGGCCAUACACACCCUAACUCGGGGAUAUGGCAGCUCUUAGCGGGGUGAAGAUGUUGCUGCUCUUGGCUGCGAUCAUCGGUUUGGCCAACUGUCAAUCAACUGCUGUUUCAUCCUCCUUGCCUCCAAGCACCACCACCACAACUGCUCCUUCAUCUCAAGCAACCACCCUUAAUGUUAACACCUCACCUCCAAGCACCACGGUAGCAGCUACCACGUCAGAAGCUACUACCAGUGGCACAGACAGCGUAACUCCUACCCCCACAUCUCCAAGCACCAUGGUAGCACCUAUUAACAAUUCAGAAGCUACUACCAAUGGCUCAGACAUCUCAACAACUGCCCCCAUACCUCCACUCACCUCUACAUCCCUCAACUCAACCUCCUCAUUUCAGUCUAACAUGACUACAGCACCGUCCGCCUCCACUCCUCCUACAAGCAUCUCAAACACAACCACUCCUCCUACAACCACUCCAUCCACCCUCCAACCAACCUCUCUAACAGACAGAACUCAAAACCAGACCUCACCUCCAGUCACCACGGUGAAAAACGCCACCAAAGACUCAACACGUCCAAAGUGUUCUUACACUGUUACACCCAUUGAGUUUGGUUUAAAGAUUACAGUAAAGAACUUCACCACUGGAAACUACAGCAUCAGUAUUUCUGAAAAAGACGGAUCAGAGACAAAGACGUACACUGAGUUCUCCAAUGAAAACUCAUCACGUGAAAUCAAACACCUGAAGCCCUGUACUGACUAUGAGCAUAGAGUUACUUUCAUUAACAGUGAUGGAAAUGAAACACCCUGUGACUCUGACCAAGAUGUGACUACGACAUCUACAUUGAGUGAAGUCGACAUUAAAGAUGUCAGCUGCAUGUCUGGAUAUGUUUGUUACCAAAGUGACUGGAACAUCAGCUCUUCACUGUCAACACAAGAUAAGAUUCAAUGCAACAAGAAAACACAAAGUAAAACAUGGUGUGUCAAACCUGGUUACGAGGACAUUUGCUCAAAUUUUACUUCAACCUUCACGUGUGGGAACCCUCCUUUUAGUCGCACCACAUUCAUCUCUCUUGAUUUCUUAGAUCCAAGUGACAUAAAUCAGACUCCUCCAACUGAACUUCCUGCAGAAAUUAAACCAGUGUUUCCACCAAAGUGUCAGAAUCUCACCGUUAAUUACACCUGUUCAGAAAGUGGAAAAGUCGACGUCUACAAGAAACUGUCUGAGCUGGAGCCCUUCACAGAAUACAGCUGUACUGGUCAGAUCAAGAAGAACAACGUCUUCAUAGAUAAAACAACUCCACCCAUUAGUGUUUAUAUUGACUGUGGUUUUAAAAUAACCGUUGUGAGCAAAAACCGAACCGACACGUCCAUUGAGCUGAGCUGGACAACAACUAGUGACAACUGUCAACUUGACCUCAACACACUUGAGAAGCUUUCUCAUGUGUGUAGCUGUCAUGAAACUUACAGUCAUAAACCUACUCAAAUCGUCACAAAUCCAGGCCGUGAUGGAGGGAGAUGUACGGCUACUGGAUUAAAACCAUUCACUGAUUAUACCUGUGAAAUCAAAUCCAUCUACAACAACAAGGAAGUUGCUCGAAAAAAAGAUGUUACACUGAAAACUGAGCCUGGAAGACCAGAACCUAUUCCACAACUUGAUGUGUCUCAUCCAGAGAAUAAUGUGAUUAUAGUGACCUGUAAAUAUUCUGGUCCUUUGAAUGGACCUAAGAGGAUAUACAGAGUACGUUUUAAUAAUCAAGACAUGCCUGAGAAGGACAAAUGUGAGUUUGAAUUCAGAGAUCUGAGCUACUCUACGAGCUACGAAGUGAAGGUGAUUGUCUGGAAUGGACACCAUGAGAGUAAUCCCACAAUAAAAACAGUGACCACUUUCUAUAACGACAAAGCCGUCAUUGGGUUCCUGGUUUUCCUCAUCAUCCUCACGUCUGUGGCUCUGCUCUUGGUCCUCUACAAGAUCUACGUUCUGAAACGCAGGAAGUCGCAUGACCUGACUGAACAAAUGCAGCUCAUCAGUACAGGAAAUGAUGAAGAAAGCCUCAUGCCAGUUGAACCGAUUGGAGCGGAGGUCCUCCUGGAAGCCUACAAGAGGAAGCUGGCUGAUGAGGGAAGGCUGUUCCUGGCUGAGUUUCAGAGCGUCCCCAGAAUCUUCUCCAGAUACACGGUGAAAGAGGCCAAAAAGGCCUGCAACUCCAUCAAGAACCGCUACGUGGACAUCCUGCCAUACGAUUACAACCGUGUCCCUCUGACAACAGGAAAUGGAGAAGCUGGCUGCGACUACAUCAACGCCAGCUUCAUUGAUGGUUACAAUGAGCCCAAGAAGUACAUUGCAGCUCAAGGACCCAAGGAAGAAACCGUGGCUGACUUCUGGAGGAUGAUCUGGGAGCAGAAGUCCUCUAUUAUCGUCAUGGUGACGCGCUGUGAAGAGGGAAACAGGGUCAAGUGUGCACAGUACUGGCCGUCCCCCGAGAGAGAAACCGAGAUCUUUGAGGAGUUCAUAGUGAAGCUGACCUCAGAGGACCUGUGUCCGGAUUACACCAUUCGCCAUCUCACCCUAACUAAUAAGAAGGACAAGAACACUGAGAGGGAGGUGACCCACAUCCAGUUCAUGAGUUGGCCGGACCACGGUGUCCCGGGAGAGCCGCACCUCCUCCUGAAGCUGAGGCGGCGGGUCAACACUUUCAAAAAUUUCUUCAGCGGCCCCAUCGUUGUUCAUUGCAGCGCGGGAGUCGGAAGGACGGGCACCUACAUCGGCAUUGAUGCCAUGAUGGAGGGUCUGGAGGCCGAGGGCAGAGUGGACAUCUACGGUUAUGUCGUCAGGCUGCGCAAACAGAGAUGCCUCAUGGUUCAAGUGGAGGCCCAGUACAUCCUGAUUCACCAGGCCCUGCUUGAACACAACCAGUUUGGGGAGACGGAGAUUCCUCUGUCCGAGCUUCACAGCACACUGAGCACGCUCAAACAGCAGAACCAAGGCAGUGAGCCCAGCUUAAUGGAGGAGGAGUUUGAUAGACUCCCCACCUUUAAAAACUGGAGGACCUUCAACGCGGGUCUCACAGAAGAAAACAAGAAGAGGAAUCGCUGUUCUUCUGUCAUCCCAUACGACUACAACCGAGUGUUCCUGAAGCUCGACGAAGGACGCAGCCAAGAUAGCGACCCAGACGAAGAUGAUGAGGAGGAGGAGUCAUCGGAUGAAGAGGAUGAAGAGUCCACUAAAUACAUCAAUGCUUCCCACAUCGAUGGUUACUGGGGCCCACGUGCCCUCAUCGCAGCCCAGACACCUCUGCCAGACGUCAUGGGCGACUUCUGGACAAUGGUGCAUCAGAAGAAAGCUUCUGCUGUGGUCAUGCUUUCAGAAACCAGUGAUAAGGAUUCUGACGCCGUCUACUGGGACAAAGAGAAGAAGACGUACGGGGAGAUUGAGGUGGAGGUGGUGAACACAGAGUCCUCCCCGGCUUUCAUCAGUCGCAGCAUGUUGAUCCGUCACGUCAAGCGGAAAGAGAGUCGUCCGGUGAAACAUUACCAGUUCCUGAAGUGGGGGAGCACAGACCUGCCAGAGAAACCUCAACAUCUCACAGAUAUGAUCAAGGACAUUAAAAGCCACAAAUUGCAGAGGAGCAUGCCAGUCGUGGUCCACUGCAAUGACGGCUCGUCCCGCUCGGGUAUCUUCUGUGCGCUGUGGAACCUGCUGGACAGCGCCGAGACCGAGAAGCUGGUGGACGUCUUCCAAGUGACCAAAACUCUGCGCAAGGAGAGACAAUCCAUGAUCUCCAGCCUGGAGCACUACCAGUUCUUGUACAGCGCUCUGGAGGGCACCUUCCCCGUCCAGAACGGGGAAGCGAAAGCCGUCCAGGCCGCCACAGCCGCCACAGCCGCCUCAGUCCAGAUAGUUGAUGAAACCAAAGCUGCAGAGAAGCCGGCAGAGGAGAAGGCCGAGCAGCCUGCCAGCACUACCGACACCAACCAGCAGGCGGCGGAAGCAGCCGAGAGCACUCCUCUGGUGGCCGACGGAGACAAGGAGGACAAGAAAGAGGAGCCUGAGAAGGAGUCCAGCGCCCCCACGGAGACGACACCACUGGAGGACACCAGCAACGGGCCCACUGUCACCGUGGAGGCCUGAGAGAAGCCGCAGGUUUACGUCUGCAUCCUUUAAUUCUUCUGGUUUUUUGUUUUCGUUUUUUCAAUGGUACUUCCUGAAUGUAUAAACAUUGUAAAGCUUUAACACAGUAUGGUUUUAGUUAAAGUUCUUUGAAUUGGAUUCAUUUUUAUUUUAUGACCAUUUAUCAGCAGCCUAUAAUAGAAUAUAAACUAAGUUAUAAAUAGUUUUAGUGGGUUUACAGCUGUUUUCAAACUGGAGAGGAGGACAUAACCAAAAACAAAGCAUUUUAAAUAUCACGUAAAUAAAUGGUUGUAUCAUGUGUUUUGAUGGAGUUACCGUAUUUGUAUUAGUUAUUUUUUUUUAUUAUUAUUUCCUGCUAAAUAAACCAAAGCUGUUGUCUACAUUUAUAUAUACAGUACUGCAUCUGGUCCAGCUAAAUAAUGAAUACUGUUCAUUUCUAAAUGCAUGUGAUACUUUGGCUUUCAUUAAAAGAUAUUUACAAUAACA